Schistosoma haematobium is the source of this 3502-nucleotide messenger RNA. RefSeq names its product U4/U6.U5 tri-snRNP-associated protein 2, variant 2. Gene Ontology annotation, biological process: mRNA processing; protein deubiquitination; spliceosomal complex assembly. NCBI's taxonomy places the organism in Eukaryota, Metazoa, Platyhelminthes, Trematoda, Strigeidida, Schistosomatidae. The record is from RefSeq and is a predicted model, not a curated record. The transcript is spliced from 7 exons. The coding region runs from base 248 to 1120 and encodes 290 amino acids. Gene Ontology annotation, molecular function: zinc ion binding; cysteine-type deubiquitinase activity.
AUUGAAGUGGGAGCGUCAACCUAUGCGUUACCGGGAUGUCUUCACUGUCGUUUGUACCUCACACUGUUUCUUCAGUUUCUGGACACAAAAGGAAGCAUGAAAAAACCCGUAAAAAAUCCUCAAAAAGGAUCAAGCGUAGUGAAGGGAUGAAGAGCAAGUGUAUACUGGGAAUGGAGCCGUUUACAAUGAUCAGAAUGAAGACACCAGAAGUCGAUCAUGCCCAUACCUGGAUACUAUUAGGAGGAACAUGCUGGAUUUUGACUUUGAGAAGCUGUGUUCCGUUUCUUUAUCUCACCUGAAUGUCUACGCCUGUCUAAUCUGUGGAAAGUACUUUCAGGGUCGUGGAAAUUCUACUCAUGCAUAUACCCACAGUGUUAGUGAAAGCCACCACGUCUUCCUGAAUUUGGAAACUCGACGGUUUUAUUGCUUGCCCGAUGAUUAUGAAAUUUUAGAUGGGUCAUUGGAAGACAUUACCUACCUACUAAACCCUACUUUCAGUACUCCCGAAAUACUUGCUUUGGAUAGUUAUUCGAAAAUGGUCAGAGCAUACAAUGGUCUUACAUAUUAUCCUGGUGUUGUGGGUCUCAAUAAUAUCAAGGCUAAUGAUUAUUGCAACGUCAUAUUACAAAUGCUCAGUCAUAUCAGUCCAUUGCGAAAUUAUUUCUUAGAUAUCAAAAAAUUUGAGAACCUACCUUCUGUCUCUGGAGAUCAAAUGAUGCUUUUGGUCCAAAGAUUUAGUGAACUUAUUCGAAAAUUGUGGAAUCCUCGAAACUUCAAAACCCACGUUUCACCUCAUGAAUUCUUACAGGCAGUUGUGCUGUGCAGUAAAAAGCGUUUCCAAAUCACUGAACAAGGCGAUGCCAUUGAAUUCCUUUCAUGGUUGGUUAAUGCAAUAGAUAAAGCUUUAAGGAUUAAAAAAAUUCCCUGUCCCAGAGGCGCAGUUAAUAAAACCUAUAAAAGCAUUGUUUCAUCAACUUUACGAGGAAAGAUGAGAAUGUACAGUCGGAAAAUCAUGCCUGUAAAUAUGACGGAUGAAGAAAAGGCUUCUCUGGCAGACAGCCCUGAAUACAUGGUAUUGUAUUUGUUUAAAUAUGGUAUAACUGUUUUUCAUAAUGACUGAUCUGUGUGAAAGGUUUCAGGCAUAAUUACUAAUUCUGGCUGACGUCCAAUAGGGUGGUUAGCGAUUACAGAUAUCAUAUCGAUGAAGUGUCUGCAUGAUGAUUGUGAGCAGUAGUGACGAAAGAGAUAAAUAAUAGUUUACGAUCGUUUGUUAUAUUGCUUGUACGAAAGGCUUUCACUGUUUAUCAAUAGGGAAAUUACUAUGAAAAAAAAGAAAGCUAUACAUCUCGGCGAAAAAUUAUGAAGGAAAAUUACUCUUGCUAUGAUGUCAUAAUUCUCUGCACAAAUAUGUGUUUAGAAUAAAAAUAUUUGAAGAGUAUUGCUCCUGUGUGUAAAAUCGAUGCUUGUCUGAAAAGCCGACGAAUCUUAUGAUGCAACAUAAUUACCUAACCACCUCUUUUCUAAUAUCGUUUAAUUAAGUUAAACACUGAGAAUAAGCGGUGGGAUAUAGAGGUUUAACUACUUUGGAAAAUCUAGUUGCUUAUCCCUUUGAGGUAUGGUGCCAAAAACGUGUUCAUUAGUUUUCAUGAAUUGUAAUAAUUUCAGGGUUAGUUGACUCAAUCUGUGCUACAUCUUUUGGCCGCCCAUUGCACGUUUUAAAGCAAAUAGAAUAAUCUUUUCUUUGAAGUAUCCUGAACUUUCUCUAAGAACUUGAUUAUUUAAUUACACAUAUGUAUUUUAAGCGUAUCUCACCAACUCAUAACUGUUACAUAGCCAUUUAACAGGUCUAUCCGACAAAGUGGGCGCCCCCCUUCAUCUUCGCCUGCACGAACAUCAAUUAGCGAUCAAACGCCAUGACAUAUCCCCACUUAUAUCAAUGUAUGUGGACAUACAUUCGACUGGGAAAAUGUUGAGAUCUUUGAUAGAGGGAAUUCUGAAAACACCAGAGAACUUUUAGAAGCUUAGCACUCAGGUCAAUCAGCAAACAUUGAAAUCAACCCAAUUUAUCAACCAAUCAGGAAAAUUACGAACAAAUAUAGGGCCAAGAAUCAAAUAAAUGGGAGGUACAACAAAAACCAAUCAACAUUGAGGCGUACAGAACAAGCUGUGGGUCAUAUGUGGAGAAAUUCGAACAGUUCUCUCCCACUUGACUUUGGUGCUGAUGAUGUCGUGUAGAAGAACAACGAAGGCUUCGCGACCAAACCAUUCAUCUCAGAAAACAAAACUUCAACAAAAACGUUAUGUAUUUGUCCAGAGACUUGAGUUGCAAUAGUUCAAAAGUUUCCUAACGAUUAGAAGGUUGCAGAUAUUUAGCGAUCAGAAAUAGAAGCCUUCCUUUCAGAAAUACAGCUUGGUACACUUUUUAAGAGCUAGUGAUCAACGUGACCAUGACCUAUCUUGUGCAUAACGGACAACAAAAGAUCCCUCAUUUGAAUAUUUAGCAUACCAACUUUUCCACGAUUUUCUGAAGACUGGGACCAAAGUGCUGUCUAACAAACAUAUGUGCUGUCAACAAAAUUUACAUAAAAUGCCAGAUACCAGUAGUAACUGAGACAAGUCGGUUGUACCAUGUGUCUUUUUAUAUGUAAGCUACUGGUAGUUUCCCCUUACUAUGAGAAAUUUCCAUUUUUCAAAUCACAAUAUCUUAGUAUUAUCCAAUUCUCGAUAAUCCUGUCAGUAUUUCUUCUUUUCCAGACUUCAAUAUCAGACAUAAAUUUCUUCUAUCUUACGUGUGACUUACCCCCACCUCCACUAUAUCUAGAUGAAUUUAAGGAAAACAUCAUUCCACAAGUUUCAUUAGCUACACUACUUUCGAAAUUUAACGGAGUUACAGAAAAGGAAUACAAGACUCAUCGUGAUUCUACGUUGCGUCGAUUUGAGCUUCGUCGACUACCUCCUUACUUAAUUCUUUACAUGAAGAGGUUUGUUAAAAACAUCUUUACAUUGGAGAAGAAUCCAACGAUAGUUAACUUCCCCAUUAGAAGUAUUGAUUUCGGUGAAUUGUUGGCCCCAGAAUUUCGAGCUAAACAUCGGCAUACUACUUACGACUUGAUAGCCAAUAUUGUGCAUGAUGGUCCCCCAACUCCUGGCUCCGGUACGCAUCGUAUCCACUUAGUACAUCGUGGUACUGGAAAAUGGUUCGAGCUACAAGACUUGCAUGUUAGCGAAGUCUUGCCACAGAUGAUACCGCUUAGUGAAACUCUUAUUCAGGUUUGGGCUGUGAAUAAGUCUAUACCUAAUCCAAGCUUUGUAGAGCCUGUAAAAGUAAUAGAUGAGGAGAUUGGUGAAGAAACUAAGCCAGAGGUUAAAACUGAUGAAAACGAGGAGUGUGGAGAAAUUAAGAAGGAAGAUACUAUAGAUACAGUCAAUAAUAAACCACAAAACUGAUUCCUGUCACUUUUUAACGACUUUACCAAUAAUAUAAAUUACUGAUAAAUAUUAA